UUUAAUUUCAAAAAUAUGAAUUCGUGUCAAGUGAUAAGUGGUGCCACACAAUAUUCAAUCAAGGUUGUUCUGUUGGUUUGUGUUUAUUUUUGUGGGAAUUCUUUUGUUAAAAUGGUUAAUGCGGAUUCAACUGUUAAUUUAGCUUCCGAAAAUGAAGUAUCUCAUAUAGGUGAUGAUUGCCAAGUAACUCCAGUAAUACACGUCUUACAAUAUCCUGGUUGUGUUCCAAAGCCAAUACCAUCUUUUGCUUGUGUCGGUCGCUGUGCCAGUUACCUUCAGGUUUCCGGAAGUAAAAUAUGGCAAAUGGAGCGUUCUUGUAUGUGUUGUCAAGAAUCUGGCGAACGUGAAGCAGCAGUUUCAUUAUUUUGUCCAAAAGCUAAAAAUGGAGAGCGAAAAUUUAAAAAGGUUUUAACAAAAGCACCUUUGGAAUGCAUGUGUCGGCCAUGUUCAUCGGUAGAAGAAUCUGGUAUUGUUCCACAAGAAAUAGCAGGAUAUUCAGACGAAGGACCACUUAAUAAUCAUUUUAGACGAACAAAUUUCCAAUAAAUUAUUUGUUAAAUAUUUUUGCAUUUGCAUUCUGCCUGAAAAAAUAACAUGAUGCAUAAAUGUGUUGUUUAAAUUUAACCUUUUUUGUUUUGAAUAAAUUCGUUAUGAUAACGUUCGAAAACUUUA
This is a messenger RNA of Episyrphus balteatus (marmalade hoverfly), 672 nucleotides long. RefSeq names its product bursicon (gene Burs). Bases 16 to 546 code for a protein of 176 amino acids. Gene Ontology annotation, biological process: animal organ morphogenesis. NCBI's taxonomy places the organism in Eukaryota, Metazoa, Arthropoda, Insecta, Diptera, Syrphidae. The transcript is spliced from 4 exons. Gene Ontology annotation, molecular function: receptor ligand activity; BMP binding. The record is from RefSeq and is a predicted model, not a curated record.